Molecule: messenger RNA, 871 nt
Organism: Bufo gargarizans (Asiatic toad)
Lineage: Eukaryota; Metazoa; Chordata; Amphibia; Anura; Bufonidae
Gene: NXNL1
Product: nucleoredoxin like 1
Exons: 3
Coding region: 158-808 (216 amino acids)
Biological process (GO): photoreceptor cell maintenance
Cellular component (GO): mitochondrion
Source: RefSeq, a predicted model, not a curated record
GCAGCCUUGUCACACAGCAGCACGCACCUGGACCGUCACAGUGAGAGCAGAGGAGUGAUGGAUACUGCACCGAGCGCACACUGGGCGGCACAAUGACAAGAGUAAGAGAAAAAAGAGAACAGGGGAACAGGCAGGGGUUGACCUUGGUCAGAAUAAUAUGGCUGAAUUAUUUCUAGGCAAAGUUUUGAUAAAAAAUAACAGUGAUCAGGACGAGUUGGACACUGAGCGAGAGGUUUGGAAGAUACUGGAAAAUCGUAUUCUGCUUUUGUACUUUGCCGAGUCAGGAUGUCCACGCUGCCAGGAGUUUGCACCUCUCUUAAAGGAAUUCUUUACCAAACUGACUGAUGAGUUCUACGUGAACCGAGCUUCCCAGCUGGCACUGGUUUAUGUGACCCUAGACCGCACUGAGGAGGAGCAUGACAACUUCAUAAAGGACAUGCCAAAGCGGUGGUUAUUGGUACCUUUUGAAGAUGAAGAGUUUAGAAGGGAACUGGAAGUUCAGUUCUCAGUUUCUGAAGUACCAGUCCUUGUAGUCCUGAAGCCGUCUGGACAGAUCAUCUCUCCAAAUGCAGUGGAUGAAGUGGUUCGCCUAGGACCUCCAUGCUUCAAGAAUUGGCAGGAAGUGUCUGAAAUAAUUGACAGAAGUUUCCUUCUUCCAGAGUUCAGUGACUCAACACCUUCAAGGAGUGUCAGCGAACCUAUCCGUAGAAUAAAAUACAAAGUAGAGAGCAACAAGAAGGAGAAGGUGCGGUCUGGAAGGGACGAUGAUGAUGAUGGAGGUGGUGGAGGAGGAACGGGUUUCUUCUGAGCAGAACUCAACGUUCAAUGUACUGUAAAUAUUAUAACUGGUUCAUAAGUAUAGAUGAAUGGA